This is a messenger RNA of Penicillium mononematosum, 1953 nucleotides long. RefSeq lists its product as uncharacterized. Lineage: Eukaryota; Fungi; Ascomycota; Eurotiomycetes; Eurotiales; Aspergillaceae. The transcript is spliced from 4 exons. The record is from RefSeq and is a predicted model, not a curated record. Gene Ontology annotation, cellular component: membrane. Gene Ontology annotation, molecular function: myo-inositol:proton symporter activity. Bases 1 to 1953 code for a protein of 650 amino acids. Gene Ontology annotation, biological process: transmembrane transport.
AUGAAGGAGGAUGAAAUGCCCGACUCGACUGCUGGGAGGGUAGAUCAUAUAGAGGAGAGCCCGCCUACAUACGUUCAAAAAGAAGAGAAGGUCGACCCGGAGAGCCGCUCUCCUGGCAAUCUCAAUGCCGUCUUCGAAAAUCCGCUUGCUGGAAUUUCCCGCGAGCAACUCUUUAGAGAUGUUGUCGAGUUUUGCACCAAAUAUGAUUUGAUGGAUCAUGUCGAGACUUUCAAGAAGGGUGCUCUCAUUUCGCAAAAUCCCGCAUCGGCAACAAGUCGCCUCGAUUUGUCGGAAGAAGAGAAGGAGGCCCUUGAGCGUGAACAUACCCAUAAGUGGUCACAACCGUGGCAGUUAUACUUUCUAGCAUCAAUGUGCUCUCUCGCUGCGGCCGUCCAAGGUAUGGAUGAAACAGUCAAUAAUGGUGCCCAGGCUAUUUACUUUGACAAAGACCAACUCAACAUCACUUCCAAAAACAUCCAAGGUCUUGUUGUUGGCGCCCCAUACUUGGCUUGCGCGGUUAUUGGUUGCUGGCUUACUGAGCCCCUAAAUCGGCUUUUUGCCCGGCGUGGUACAAUUUUCAUCUCAUGCGUGAUUGCAGCUGUUGCCUCAGUAUGGGAAGGUGUUGCAAAUACCUGGGUCAAUCUUUUCAUUGCCCGCUUUGUUCUUGGUCUGGGAAUCGGGUCGAAAUCGAGCACUGUACCUGUAUACGCCGCGGAAUGUUCUCCCGCUCCAAUCCGAGGUGCUCUCGUUAUGAUGUGGCAAAUGUGGACGGCCUUCGGUAUCAUGCUUGGUAACAUAAUGGGUGUUGCUUUCAUGAGUCUAGACCGAGACAUCAGCUGGCGCCUCAUGCUAGGAUCCACUGUCGUACUACCUCUCGUUGUCUGCGCUCAAGUAUACUUCUGCCCGGAAUCUCCAAGAUGGCUGAUUCAGCACGGCAAAAUCCAAAAGGCCUAUACCAAUUUCCGUAUCCUCCGCCCAACAGACAUUCAGGCCGCAAGAGAUCUGUAUUAUGCAUAUGUGGGCGUUGAGCUUGAACGGAAGAUUAACAAGGGCAAAAAUUUCUUCACGAUGUUCAUUGAACUCUUUACCAUCCCGCGCAACCGCCGUGCCACCCUCGCUAGCUGGAUCGUGAUGUUUAUGCAGCAAUUCUGUGGAGUCAACGUCAUUGCAUACUACUCUACCUCCGUAUUCACCGAAGCAAGCUACAGUCUGACUAGCGCGCUACUGGCGUCCAUGGGAACGGGCAUUCUCAACUGGAUCUUUGCCCUACCAGCCUUCUUCACGAUUGAUACCUGGGGUCGACGGAAUUUGCUACUAUUCACCUUCCCCUUCCUUGCUGUCACCCUUCUGUGGACUGACUUUUCUUUCUGGAUUGAAGAGGGGAAUGAAACAAGCAAAAAAAGGGUUGCAAUGGUCACCACGGGCAUGUACCUUUUUGAAGUAUUCUACUCUCCUGGAGAAGGACCAGUCCCAUUCGCAUAUUCGGCCGAAUGUUUCCCUCUGCAAGUCCGUGACGUCGGUAUGUCGUGGGCGACAGCCACUACUUGGUGUUUUAAUUUCAUUUUGUCUUUCACUUGGCCGAAUCUGGUCGAUUCUUUCAAACCACAGGGUGCCUUUGGUUGGUACGCUGCUUGGUGUAUAAUCGGCUGGUUUUUGGUUCUGUUGUUUGUACCCGAAACAAAGUGUAAGCUCCGUGGCCUAUCGGAAAUGAACAGUGCUAAUGUUUUGUCUUCAGCCCUUACUCUGGAGGAACUGGACCAAGUCUUCUCCGUCUCGACCAGCAAGCACGCAUCAUACCAGAUCAAGAACGCUUUGUGGCAUUUGCGCGUCUGGAUCUUUCGUCAGAAACUAGAGCCUCUGCCAGGAUUUUAUCAAGGUGUCGAGCGUCUUGCGGAAGUAGGUGACAUAGCGUCCAAGGCAGGAAAAGAAGGAGAAAGAGUGCAUAAUGACUAG